CACACUUUGGACAGUGGAGUUUGGAAUCUCCAGAGCCAGGCUUCUUCUGUGACCCAAGCUUCGCCUCCUCCCUAGGGCCCCAGAGCCCGCACCAGAGCCGCAGGCCACCUGGGGAGGCCAAGACAGGACCACUGAGAGAAGUAACCAUGGAAGACAGCCGGGCUCAAGUGCUGGGGGAAAGAGCUCCGUUCUGCAUCAGCUCUCUGCCAACGACUCUGGAUCCCCAGGUGGAGAGGAGAGAGCCCUGGGCCAGAAGGUGGGGGAGCUGGGCUCUCCCCCUGACUCACUGUGUGACCUUGGGGAAGUCACUUCCCCUCUGUGCACCCCAGCAUUCCUGCCUUAAAAGUGGCCAUAAUGCGGGAGAAGUGGAGAGCAUCAAGGAAGGGGGUGUGACCCCAGAGGAAUCUGGAGUCCAGGUUCUAGGGGACAAGGCUCCUUUCUCUACAGGAUCUGAGGAUGGUUCUCCAAUGAUCACGUCUGCAUCAGGGGCGCCCCAGACGUUGAGGAAAGAGACCCGGGAUCUACCCGUGCUUCACUGUACGACCUUGGCUCCUCCAUCUCCAGACUGCCCCCUGCCCCCGGAGGAGCAUGGAAUGGCUGCCAGACUCCUUCCAGUCAGGGCUCAGGAAGCAGUGACAUUCAAGGACGUGUCUGUGGACUUCACCCUCGAGGAGUGGGAACGCCUGGGCCCUGCUCAGAGGGACCUCUACAGGGAGGUGAUGCUGGAGAACUACAGGAACCUGGUCUCCCUGGGAGCCGAGUGCCAAAGUGCCAAACCAAAGCUGAUCUCCCAGCUGGAGCAAAGCAGAGAGCCGUGGUUGUUGGAAGGAGAAGACCUGCGUGGCCUCUGUCCAGAUGGGUGCCCCAAGCCUGAGACUCUGAAUUCAGGGCCACACCAGGAUGUCUCUGAAAAACCAUCCUGUCGGGAAGAAAGACUUGAAGGUCUCAGAAGAGAUGGCUCAGUGUACUUCAGCCUGAGAGACGCAGCGGAGCGUGAGGGCCGAGGAGCUCCUCAGCAGGAUAGCCAGGACCCACCUGUGACACCAGCACCCAGCACCCACAAAGAAAUGCCCUCUGGGGAGAGAGGCUAUGCGUGUAACAAAUUCAUUAGACAUUCGGGCCUGAGAAACCUUGCCACAGCACAGAGAGAAGCCCCAUCAGAAGAGACACCCCUCAAUCCUGAGAACAGGGAGAGCUCCCAACAGAAUUCAGGCACAGUUAAGCUUCAGAGAACCGGUGGAGAGAAAAGACCUUUUAAGUGUACUGAGUGUGAAAGGACCUUUCUUUAUCACUCAGACCUUAUUAUACACCAGAGAAUUCACACUGGAGAGAAACCCUACAAAUGUAAUGACUGUGGUAAAGCCUUCAGUAAUAGUUCCUACUUUAUUCAGCAUCAUAUAAUUCAUACUGGAGAGAAACCUUAUGCAUGUAAUAUAUGUGGGAAAACCUUCAGCCAGAGCUCAUCCCUUACUGAACAUCAGCGAAUUCACACUGGAGAGAAACCCUAUUCAUGCAAAGAGUGUGGGAAAGCCUUCACCCAGAGCUCAUCCCUUAUUAAGCACCAGCGAUGUCAUACUGGAGAAAAGCCCUUUAAAUGUAAAGAAUGUGGGAAAGCCUAUACCCAGGUUUCACACGUUGCACGACAUAGGAAAAUUCAUACAGGAGAGAGACCCUAUAAAUGUAAUGAAUGUGGGAAAGCCUUUUUUCAUACUGCGUCCCUUACUCAACAUCAGGCAAUUCAUACUGGAGAAAAACCAUAUAAAUGUAACGAAUGCGGGAAAACCUUCAGCCAUAGCUCAUCCCUCACUCAGCACCAGAGAGUUCACACUGGAGAGAAGCCCUAUGAAUGCAGUGACUGCGGCAAGUCCUUUAGCCACAGCUCCUCUCUCACUCAACACCAGCGGAUUCACACUGGUGAGAAACCCUAUGGGUGCAAUGAAUGUGGGAAGGCCUACACUCAGAUUUCACAUCUUAUGCGCCAUCAAACCGUUCAUAUGGGAGAAAAGCCCUAUAUAUGUAAUGAGUGUGGGAAGGCCUUCAGCCACACUUCAUCCUUUACUCAACAUCUGACAGUUCACACUGGAGAGAAACCCUAUAAGUGUAAUGAAUGUGGGAAGACUUUUAGCCAGAACUCAUCCCUUACACGACAUUUGAGAAUUCACACUGGAGAGAAACCCUACGUAUGCAAGGACUGUGGGAAGCGUUACACUCAGGUUUCACAUCUUAUUCAGCACAAGAGAAUUCACACUGGAGAGAAACCUUACCGGUGUGGUGAAUGUGGGAAGGCCUUUAGCCGGAGCACACACCUUAAUGAACAUCAGAAAAUUCAUACUGGAGAAAAACCCUAUAAAUGUAAUGAAUGUGGGAAAUCUUUUAGCCACAGCUCAUCUCUUAAUCAGCAUCAGAGGAUUCAUACUGGAGAGAAACCUUAUGAAUGUGAUGACUGUGGGAAAACCUUCAGCCAGAGUAUACACCUUAUUCAGCAUCAGAGAAUUCAUACUGGGGAGAAACCCUAUGAAUGUAAUGAAUGUGGAAAGGCCUAUACCCAGAUUUCCCACCUCCUUCAACAUCAGAAAAUUCACACCGGAGACCGACCAGCUGAGUGCCCUUUCAAUUCCAAGUCCUUCAGAAGGGAGACCUACUUGCUUAAACAUCAGGUAAUCCAUGCUGCAGAGAAACCCCAUGAAUGCACCGAGUGUGGGAAGGCCUUCGGUCACCGCUCCAACCUUAUUCGACACCAGAGAAUCCAUACGGGAAACAGACCCUAUGAGUGUAGUGAAUGUGGGAAACUCUUCAGUCACAGCUCAUCCCUUAUCCAGCACCAGAUAAUCCAUACCGGGGAGAAACCUUACAAGUGUAAAGAUUGUGGCAAAGCCUUCAGCCGGAGCGCCUAUCUGACCGAACACCAGCGAAUUCAUAUUGGAGAGAAGCCCUUCGAAUGUGGUGCCUGUGGGAAAGCCUUUGGCCGGAGCACAUACCUCGCCCAGCAUCAGAGAGUUCACAUCAGGGAGAAGCCCUACGAAUGUGGGCAGUGUGGGAAAACCUUCAGCCACCAAUCAGCCAUCGCCCAACACCAGAUCAUUCACACGGGAGAGAAACCGUAUGAAUGUAUCGAGUGUGGGAAAGCCUUUGGCCGGAGUGCAUACCUUAGUCAACAUCAGAAGAUCCACAUCGGGGAGAAGCCCUACGAAUGUGGGCAGUGUGGGAAAACCUUCAGCCACCGAUCAGCCAUCGCCCAACACCACAUCAUUCACACGGGAGAGAAACCGUAUGAGUGUGGCGUUUGUGGGGAAGCCUUCAGCCGAAGCGCCCACCUCACUCGCCACCAAAGGACUCACACCAGAGAAAGGCCCUAUGAAUGCGCCGAGUGCGGGAAGGCCUUCAGUCACAGCUCCACCCUCAUUCAGCACCAGAUAAUCCACACCGGGGAGAAGCCCUAUGAGUGUAAUGCCUGCGGAGAAGCCUUCAGCCGCAGCGCCCACCUCACUCGCCACCAAAGGACUCACACUAGAGAGAAACCCUACGAAUGUGCCGAGUGUGGGAAGGCCUUCAGCCACAGCUCCACCCUCGUCGAGCACCAGUUCAUUCACACUGGAGAGAAGCCGCAUAAGUGUCACGAAUGUGGGAAGGCUUUCAGCCGCAGCACUUAUCUUACUCACCACCAGAGAAUCCACACUGGAGAGAAGCCCUAUGAUUGUAGAGAGUGUGGGAAAGCCUUCCGUCUGCGCUCAACCCUUACUCAGCAUCAAAUCAUCCACACUGGAGAGAAGCCCUACGAAUGCGAUGAAUGCGGGAAGGCCUUCAGCCAGUUCUCCACCCUCGUCCGGCACCAGAGGACCCAUUCUGGAGAGAAAGCCUAGCGUUGUCGUAGAGCCGGAAGAGCUGUGAGCUGAGCAGGAGCCGGGGGUCUUCCGGUCCCCGUAUGCUGUCAGAUCAGUCAGCUGCCUCACGCCUCAGUGCCUUCAUCUGCAAAAUGGGAGACUUAAACUAGAUGAACACCACGCCAGCCGUUGGGGUCUCAGGUUAGUCCCUCCCCUUCUUGGUACCUGGCUUUCUUCCACUGUAGAAUUAAGACGAGGUGAUGGCCAAGAUCCCCUUCCGUCCCCUCGUUAAUUCUGUGGUAACUCUGCAGUGCAGUGAUGUUGUCCAUUCGUUCCUUUCCAUUUGUCAGAGGUCUGUAGCGCACUGGGCUAGGGGCUUCAACCAGGAGAAACCCAGGACUUAGUGAAGAGAGAAUUGGAGUUCUAAUCAAGACCUGAAUUCAAAUCCCACUUCCAACAUUUACUAUUCAACCCAAUUCAACCAACAUUUGUUAAACACCUACUGUGUGCCCGGCACUGAGCUAGGCUGUUGUAGACACAAGGACCGAAAUGAAACAAUCCCUUCCAUUCUGACACCGGGAUCAGGAAAUGCAAAGAAGCACGAAGGACUGAGUAACGCGACUGGGGCCUCAGCUCCCUCAUCUACAACGUGGGGAGGAUAAUGCCCCAUAAGGUUCAGAGGGCAGAAGGAAAGAGGUGCAAUCUGCAUAUCAUUCAAGGCAAAAAAUCCGCAUUUUGGGCAAUGGAGAUGGGACUUUGUGAAUGUGGAGCCGCAGCCGUGAGCUCAUCCAGGUCUGGCUUACUCUCCCCCUUUGACAGAUGAGUAAACUGAGGCUCGGUCAGGUGCAGCGCCUUGCCGAGGGUCAGUCACUCAACAUUGGCACUGGGCUUUGCUCCCCUCCAUUCCACCACCUGCUUGAUGAGGGCAUCAUCACCGGGGACAUGCCACAGCCUCGUGGUGCCCCCGGGCAUCUUGCCAAGUGAUACCAGUGACCGGAAGACCUGCCUCUAUCACAGGGCCAGUGUGAUGAAAGGAUUCUGCAAAGCUUAGCCCAAGUAAGCAGCAGGCAUGUACUGGGCAGUUGUAUGCCAGCCACUGCCCUGGGUACCGGGAUGGAGACAAAAGUGAAGUGGCCUUGCCCUGCCGGAGCUUACAUUCUGCUGGCUCAGACCAAGUGCCAUUGUUCUCUGGGUGUGGCCCCUAAGCUCCACCCCCAUUGGACUAAAAGCUCUUUGAGGAAGGGUUUAGCCCUAGGGCCUUGCAUGCAGCCCAUUCUUAAGGGUUUGCUUGGUUGAAUUCGAUAAACAGAAGCAGGAUUUUUUGUAGACAGAAGCCCCACAGCUCCCGGGUCCUGAGGAGCCCUGGUGGUAGUGGCCUUAGACCCCGCCCCCAUGCUCUCCAGCCUCUGCGAUGAAACCCUCGAGAAUGCAGAAGAGACAUGGGUAAGGGCCUGGCUCAUGGGUAAGAGAAGGCUCGUGGCUACACUGUGACUUGCAGCUGGCUGGGCAGUCUGCCCAAUCCUGCCGUUAGCCGAUGGCUCACUGUCCAGCCUUGCCUCACUGGCAAAGAUAGGCCUAGCGUCAGAGGGCCAGACUUUACGACACAGGAAGCCCUAGCUGCUAGCAUGCGGAGGGGUUCCCAUCUGUGGCAAUGAACCACUGACCCCCAAAUAUUGGCACAUGUUAGAGACAGGCCUCUAGCUUUGGGGGGCUACUUGGAUGAGAUGAUCUCUGAGGCCCCUCCAAGCCCCCCAUCCUGCCUGUCUGUGAUGGCAGCCCCCGACCAAGGCCCUGACGCUCCUUCAUGGUGUACAGGGGACCUUGAGUCCUCAAAGUCUCCACCAGCAGCUCCUUCCCACCAACAGGGGAGGGUUGUAGGCACAGACCUAGCCAAGACUGGCCUAUGGUCACUCCAGCAGCAAGUGGCAGAUCCUGGAUUCAAACCCGGGCCCUCUGACUCCCGAAGCAGCCGUCGUCCACUGCACCGGGCCCCUCCUGUGACCUCUGCCGCUUCUCGUCCGUCAGUCGUCCCUCCUGUCGUCCAUCUCUCCAUCCUUUGGGAUACCUGCAAUUUUGAUUCUUCAAAGACUCACAGACAUUCAAGCAAGCAUCACCAGAAAAAUAAUGGUGUUUAAGAGAUGGGUCUCUGAGGCAGGGUCACAGCCAAGCUCAUUGAGAGCACACCCUAAUUUCCCAAGUGCCACCCAGCCCACCCUCUUCCUUCUGUUCAGUUCUGGGCUCAACUCAUUGUCUGUCUGCAGCGUCUGCACCCCAUCCGUGUACUGAUGGACCAGCCCAAUGGACCGCCCGUUGACCUGCCUGGCACAGUCUGAACUAGAGGCAUUUGGGGUUCCCUUUGGGUUUUCCUGUGGAAAUCGUUAGGCCUGCCACUGUGGCAGUCACUGGGGGGUUUCACUGAGGAGGCCCCAUGAUAUUCUGGGGCUUAAUUUAAUGGGCCCAGUGUCAUCCCAGUUAAUUAUACCAUCCAGCAGCAUCCAAUUAGCCCCUGAAACCCUGGGAUUCUGCCCAGGGCCUCCCCAUGGCGGUGGUAAACAGUGGAGCAUACACCUCCUUAUUUGAUGCCUUGUAUGAUCCUGAAGUAUGCACAAGAAACUCCGCAGCAGAAGAGAGCCUUGCAGGCCGUGAUGAGUGCUCUGGGAGACCAUCCUGUUACAUUAUCCACAGGCCGUAUACACUCCUGCUUUCUACGUCUUCCUCUCCAUUCGACUGAAGACAUAGCCUGUUCUAGGAAGACCCUGGUAUUUUCAUCAGCCAUGCCCUGCACUCACAUAUCAGUAGGCUUGGUGAUCAGUAGUUAUGGCUGCUCUGGGGAUGGACCCACUUCAGGGGUCUAGAAGUGGUGCUGGCUUCUCCAGUGCUGGGCCAGCAGAAUACACUUGGCCAGUGUGCUUGAAUGACCCCCAGUCAUCUCCUCUAAGGACAGAAAACCCACUGGUGCUGCCCUCUUUGACCAUGGUAGCCCAUGAUGAUGUUUUUUAUAUGACUGAGAAACAAACGUUUGUUCCCCUCCAAAAAAAAAAAGAAAGAAAAAAACUUGAAUGGUGAAUUCAUUUUUUCCCAAGAAAUUCCUAUUUUCGAUUUUAGACCAGGAGUUCUUAAUGUGAGGUCUAUGGAUAGAUUUCAGAGAGUCUGUGAAC
Molecule: messenger RNA, 6979 nt
Organism: Vombatus ursinus (common wombat)
Lineage: Eukaryota; Metazoa; Chordata; Mammalia; Diprotodontia; Vombatidae
Product: zinc finger protein OZF-like
Exons: 11
Coding region: 147-3860 (1237 amino acids)
Biological process (GO): regulation of transcription by RNA polymerase II
Cellular component (GO): nucleus
Molecular function (GO): DNA-binding transcription factor activity, RNA polymerase II-specific; RNA polymerase II transcription regulatory region sequence-specific DNA binding
Source: RefSeq, a predicted model, not a curated record